Messenger RNA from Penicillium diatomitis, 1059 nucleotides. It is a transcript of the gene erg27, whose product is annotated as protein erg27. Gene Ontology annotation, biological process: signal transduction. Gene Ontology annotation, cellular component: cytoplasm. The transcript has a single exon. The record is from RefSeq and is a predicted model, not a curated record. Bases 1 to 1059 code for a protein of 352 amino acids. Lineage: Eukaryota; Fungi; Ascomycota; Eurotiomycetes; Eurotiales; Aspergillaceae.
AUGGCUAAUUUGCAGGACGAUGCCCAGUGUGAAGGCGCCGCUAUCGAAAAGUGGAUGGCCUCCUCCGAGGUGGAUCAGAAGGCCCUAGGCAACUUCGCGGCCGGGACGGCCCUCGAAAAUCCUUACUUGUCUGCAAUGCUCUAUCGAGUGCUCGGGGUGUCGGUAAUGUUGUCCAAGAAGCUGAUACGGGCCCGACGUUUAAGACGACUGGACACUACGCGUGAAACGAAGUCACUGCAAUUGUACCACCACCUCAUCUGGCUAUCGCGGGAGGGUCUAAUUAUCCUGGAGCAUUACGUCUUGCCUUUGGUCGCCGCGUUUGUCGAGUUGAAGGUGCUCACAUAUAAACUCCGCGCCUCCUUUUACCACAUCUUCGUGCUGUUCUACAAUCGUCCCGUCAUUAUACCCCCCGAUGCCGACCCGCCGGCCGAGCUGAAGCGUGAUUCGAUCUACAACCCAGAUCUACUCACUGCCCUGGAAGCAUCGGCGAUCAAGUCCCAUGGGAGAACAUCUCGACCACCGGGCCUUGCGCCUGUCCAGCCCCCACAGAACGCUUCCUCCUUUCUUCUGCCGCCAUUGGACUACACCAGCACCGCAACCGCCUGUUUCAACUACGCCUCGAUGCUAGCAGACAAGCUCCUCCCAGGCUCACACCCUUUACGCCUCUCCGUGAAAUUAGAGUACGCGGCCUAUCUCUACGACUGCCUCCAAGACCCAGUUUCCUCCCGACGUCUUGCCAAGCGAGCCAUUGCGGACGUCUACAAUGCCCAAGAAGGCAUGGACGACGAAAGUUUCGAAGAUGCCGCCGAGAUCGUCGGCAUUUUGGGCAAGAUGGUCAAACGGGGAGGCAAACCUGGCAGCAGCACGGCUGCCAGCAGCGUCUCCCGAGGCGAGCAUUCUCGAAGUCGAAGCAGUCAGUGUCCUUCGCAUUUCGACAUCAGUGCACCGACUACUGUUUCUCCUGGGCCUGUCACAAAGCCUUCUCCUAAUCCGUCUCGCGCUGCUGUUGCGACACCGGAACCUGCGGUGCCAAGUACGAAUAUGAUGAAUCCAAUUUGA